This is a messenger RNA of Colletotrichum lupini, 294 nucleotides long. RefSeq lists its product as uncharacterized. The coding region runs from base 1 to 294 and encodes 97 amino acids. Lineage: Eukaryota; Fungi; Ascomycota; Sordariomycetes; Glomerellales; Glomerellaceae. The transcript has a single exon. The record is from RefSeq and is a predicted model, not a curated record.
AUGAGGUGCCUGGGCACUGUCUUAUCGCUUAUCUUUAUCACCUAUCACCGAUUUUUAGAACUAACGGUUUUGGGUCUAGGCCAUCGGAAAAUAAGUGGAUCUGCGAACGAUUCGGUCGUGCCUGCUUCAUCUAACGACAUCUCGUUCCUUCCUUACAGCAUAAGAGUCCGCGAUACUUCACGUUGCCCGCGCAACAGAUGCUCGCACACUCGCCAUCAAACCUCCCACAUAUCCUUUUUCGCUUCUCUGUCUGAAUCUCUAUUGAACCCCGUGGCUCCUGUCUAUUUACGGUAG